Molecule: messenger RNA, 3611 nt
Organism: Sardina pilchardus (European sardine)
Lineage: Eukaryota; Metazoa; Chordata; Actinopteri; Clupeiformes; Clupeidae
Product: fibulin-7
Exons: 8
Coding region: 1298-2638 (446 amino acids)
Molecular function (GO): calcium ion binding
Source: RefSeq, a predicted model, not a curated record
UUUCGCUAAAUCCAGCGAUUAAACAGCCCACUUAUUUAAGUAAUUAUUCGCCAAAUUGUAGGUUUGGUUGAGUGCGUACCUGCACUGCCAAAUCUUGGCAGUAGGUGUCGGUAGGGUACAAUAAAACAAGUAGCCUAACAGACGAACGCAUGCAUGUCGUACGUCAGGUAUACCAUAUCGUUUAUGGUUAAAGCUUAAUGAUCCUCUCUAUAUUUUGGAUAGGUGUCUAAGCGUCGUGAGAAUGAGUUCAUGUAUAUUAGCCGGGACUGCUUUAAAGUUCGUCCUAGUGGGCGCUGUGUAGGCCUUUAGAUUAUUAUUAUAUAUAUUCUUUUUUAUUAUAGCCCCUAUAAUAAAAAAAAAGUUGGUAGGCUAUGUCAUUACCCAAACCGUCAAAGUUGCCAAACUCGCGUUGACUAUAUUAUUUUGCCCUCUGCUCUCAUCUGACAUGUCCUGGUCUUGGACUGGACCCCUGCCAAAAUUAUUACUGUCUACUUCUAGCAUAUUCCUACUGUCAGAGAUAAUAAAAGCUGUGCAACUAGUCCACAUCUUUUAGAUCAAGACAACCCAACCUUUUUCAGAUGUGUGUUAAUUAACUGCUGAUGCACUCCAGGCUACUUUUAGGCUUUUAUUUUCCUGUUUCCCUGUAUCUUUCUGUGUUCUGCAAUUGACUCUUCUUUUUUAUUUUCAGCCUUUCUUUUCUAUAUAUUUUUUUAUUUUUCAAUUGAACGUGUUUUAAGAUCUUUUUGUUUUAUCUUUUUGUAAUUGAUUUUAAAUGUUGUGCAUUGCUUGUUAUAAUACUUACUUUGACAUAGAAAUGUUGUUGGACCAGAAGCUUUGAUAAAAUGAUCUCCUGGCUAGGCUAUUAUAUGAGGAGCCUGAGCCAGAUAUUACCCUCAUCCACAUGGUGAUGUUCUGCUCCAUGAACAGCCAGAUGGUUUGCCGUCUGGGCAGCAAGACACAUAUCGUUUGAACAAGGAGGAGAAGGAACAUUAACAAGCGCCAGAGAAAGAAUUUGAGACUAUUGAGGUGAUGUGGGAGGGAUUACAACAUCCAUGUAUAUGUGAGACUGGAAGCUAAGGUAGCACUUUGCAAUCUCACCGCCUGAGCUCCCGGUUGCGCACCCCAGCUGCUACCGGUGUUACAUUGAUGCGGAGCAUCUACGCCAAACUUUAUACUUUAACACAACCUGCGCAAAACGGAUCCAGCCAGUCGACUCCCCGAAACGCAUGAGGAUUUUAUAUGCGUGUUUCCACGAGGAGAGAUUAUUUUAAAAAAGAUUUCAGUGGACUCUACAAACAUGGCGCUUAUAAAUAACAACAGCUUAUUUGUGUUGUUGUGUUUUGCAACCUUGUGCAAUUGUUUUGAUGGGACGCAGCAGCCCUGCAUGGAGAAGCACCGGGUGGUCGGAAUCCUCCGUCAGAUGGAGAAGUUCCUGAAGGGCCAAGAGAUGCGCUUCACAGAAGGGCUGCGCAUCAUGAAGUCCAAACUGGCCAACCUGCAGAACUCGGUGUCCAAGUUUCCCCAGGCCGACGAGUCCGCCCGUGCCCCACCUCUUACGUGUCCAGUCUUGGAGGCCCCAGCACACGGCAGGAAAUUUGGUUCCAAAUAUUUCAUCGGUCACGAGGUCCACUUCACCUGUGCCCCGGGCUAUCACCUGGUGGGUGCUGGCACACGGCUGUGCCAGGAGGAUGGCACCUGGAGUGGGGCGAACGCCAUCUGCAAAGAUGUGAGUGAGUGUACCAGUAACCCCUGCCAGCACGGAGGCACCUGUGUGGAGAGCGUCAAUCAGUACAAGUGCACCUGUCCACAGAACUGGAGCGGGACACACUGCCAGCACCAGACGCAGACAGCGCCUCCCGAGUGGAGCGUGACCAACGACCCGGCCUUCAGCCGACGGCCGCGCUGCGCCAAGGUGGACCAGGCCCAGCACUGCAGCUGCGACGCCGGCUUCCACAUGAGCGGCACCAGCGACAACAGCAUCUGCCAGGAUGUGAACGAGUGCGAGGUGUACAAGUCGGAGCGUGGCGGGCAGCUGUGCGUCCACGCGUGCGUGAACGUCCCGGGCUCCUACCGCUGCUCCUGCCCCGAGGGCUACAGGCUGCUGCCGGACGGCCGGAGCUGCGAGGAUGUGGACGAGUGUCUUACGCAACAGCACAACUGCUCCCAGGGGAAGACCUGCAUCAACACGGGCGGCGCCUUCCAGUGCGUCAGCCCGGAGUGCCCGCGCCCGCACGGCAACGUCAGCUACGUCAAGACCUCACCCUUCCAGUGCGAGAGGAACCCGUGCCCGAUGGACAGCCGCUCCUGCCACCUGGCAGCCAAGACGGUGUCCUUCCACUACCUGUCGCUGCCGUCCAGCCUGCAGACCCCUGCGACGCUCUUCCGCAUGGCCACCGCCUCGGCCCCCGGCCGCCCGGGGCCGGACAGCCUGCGCUUCAGCAUCGUCGGCGGCAACGCCCGGAGCCUGUUUGUGAUGCAGCGCUCCGACCGGCAGACGGGCGAGCUGAUCCUGGUGCAGCCGCUGCGCGGGCCCCAGGAGGUGAGCGUGGACAUGGACAUGUCCGAGUACUCCGAGCGCACCUUCCAGGCCAAGCACGUGGCCAAAGUGCACAUACUCGUGUCGCCCUACAACUUCUGAACGGCUCGCCUCACAGCCAAUGAACAAAUCUAAAAAGUUGUGAGAUAUAUACUAUAUAUAUAUACUGUAAAUAGAGUUGUAUGUGUUUAUGUGCAUCAAGUGGAAUGGCUGAACAACAUGAUAUGCAAAUAUUGUGUUUGUUUCCAUCCACAUGCGUGACUGACUGACUGAAUCUCUUUUGUACUUAGUCUGAAAGGUAUAUAUGUUUUGAAAUGUCUUCUGAUUUUUUUUAUUAUUGACAGUGACAAAUCUCUGAGGAAGUACUGACACUGAUGUUUGGAUUUUAUCUUACAAAUAUCAGCACAAUGCGUGAUCAGAUGCUAUAUACAGCAGAAAAACAAAGUUAAUCGUGAGAGAAAAUGUGUGUUGUGUGUGUGUGUGUGUGUGUGUGUGUGUGUGUAUCCGUGUGUGUGUGAUGUUUGGAUGUGUGUGAUGUUUGGAUUUUCUCUUACAAAUAUCAGCACAAUGGGUGAUCAGAUGCUAUAUACAGCAAAAAAACAAAGGUAAUUGUGAGAGGAAAUAUGUGUGUGUGUGUGUGUGUGUGUGUGUGUGUGUGUGUGUGUGUGUGUGUGUGUGUGUGUAUGCGUGGGUAGGUGCAUCUGGAGAAGUAUGUGGUACUCAUUCUAUGUAAAUGAAUAUAAUAGCUGUGUGCAUACUUAACUUUUUUCUUUUUACAAAAACAUACCAAACAGUUGCAUGUAGUUGAAAGAGUUAGUUUCUCCAAGCAAGCACUCCAACAGAGAGCGAUUGAGUUGCCAAAGCAGCGUGCACCUCUGCUCUUGAUUUUGCACUGCCGUUACUAGAUCUAAGAAACAACAAACACUUCCUGGGUAUUCUUACUGGAUGCUAUUCAUUUGAAGAAGCACAUUUCAGACCAUUGCAAUAUGUGUUUUAUGCACAGUUUUAAUCAGUUCAUUUGAGGAUGUUACCACAUACUGUAUUGUCUGUUUUAUUGAUAAAAACCAGGACUACA